UUUCACCAUUUAAAUGUAAGCAAAAGAAAAUUAUGUAAUAUUAAUGAUUAAAUAAUGUGCAAAUUUUAAAUUCUGUUUACUGGAACUGGCUGACACUCCACAAAUGAUUAAUAUUUCCAUUCUCUACAUUCUCAGAUAACAAUGAAACUGCCAACAUAUCAUGAAACAGGGAAAUGAAACACGUACUUCCUCAUUUCUCAUGGUACUUCUGUCUGAGUCGUUGUGCGGGCUAUCCAAUUUGUUGGGUUUGACUUCAGUAACAGGGAGAUUUGUUUUUCUGUUUGUUUGUUUUUUUAUGUAUAUUGCAUAUUAGAAAUAAAAAAAACAAAUUAAGUAGGCUUUGACCUGUGAUGAGUUGAGUGCACACGACGCAGGCACAGUUUUUUAAAAAAUAGUUCAUGUCAUCUGAAAGACUAUAAAGUACCAGAUCUGAGGGAUCAAUACAAUACAUGCACAAUGGAUGUCACAUCUUGGAUGCACUUGCUGCUGUUCUGCCUACAUUGCCAUUAUGAGAUCCAACCUGCCGCAUGUAAACCUGUGUGGAUGUUACCACAGUUCCCUUGUGAUGUCAAGGCCUGCAAUACCUCUGAGGUCGUAUUUGACUGUAAAGGGCGCCAUCUGCAUGCAGUACCUGAUAAGAUAGCUAGUAAUGCAACUGAGCUGGACUUAUCAGAAAAUUACAUUAAGAAUAUUUCAGUGAAUUCAUUUUCAAAGCUGCUGAAUCUGACUAAACUCGAUCUCAAAUGGGCAAACAAGAAAGAAGGACUGAUCAUUGCUGCGAAUACUUUCAAAAAUCUGACACAGCUGAAUCAUCUGAUACUGACUGGCAACUGUCUGACACAAAUUCCCAGCAAUCUCCCUCUCAGUGUGGAAAUCCUUGAGCUGAACACAAACAACAUUACAUUGUUGGAUAACAGGAGCGUUGCUGGCUUAACAAAUGUGACACAACUGUGGUUAUCCAAAAACUGCUACUAUUGGAAUCCUUGUGGUAAAUCUGUGACUAUUACAGAGGGUAUUUUUGCAGUUAUGACCAAACUGCAGGUUUUGGAUUUGUCCUUUAACAACUUAACUCACGUUCCCAAAGGAUUACCUCCAUCAUUAAGAAGCUUAAAGCUGGGUUCUAACCAAAUACAGUACAUAUCUGAAUUUGAUUUUUUUGGGCUAUAUAAUUUAAAAACCCUAAAAAUUCAAGGGAACUGUCCAAGAUGUCAAACGGCUCCAUAUCCCUGUGUCUCUUGCCCAAACAUUUCACUUGGUAUCCAUCCUCAUGCAUUUCACAAUCUAACAGAGCUUGAGACACUACACCUGGGAGGAAACUCCCUGGAUCAUGUGAAACCUUCCUGGUUUGCAAGGAUGAAGAAGCUUAAAAAAUUGUACCUGUCAUUCAACUUCUUGCUAAAAGAAAUUACUGAGGAGGCAACAUUUCUAAGAUACCUUAACCGGCUAGAAAAAUUGGAUCUCUCUUUCAACUUUGCUAACAGACUCUACCCUACAACAUUAAAUCUUUCACAAGAGUUUUCAAAUCUCGCGUCACUGAGAACUUUGCAUUUGGAGGGUUUGGUCUUCCAGAAUAUUGGACGGGAUACACUCAGACCUCUGUACGAGGUAAAAAAUCUGUCUGCACUGAACUUAGGGACGAACUUUAUUAUUCAGUCCGAUUCCACCAUAUUCAGCAAAUUCACCCAUCUGAAAAUGAUAUACCUCGCAGAAAACAGGCUGCAUCCCAUUCCAGUGGAACAACCCCCAUCUCCAAGUGACGGAUACAAUCAGAGGCCAGACCUUUCUAUUUCACCUUUGAGGAAACCCCAACCUAAAGACUUUGCUUUUGAGAUAUCACACAGCCUUAUCAAGGAAGAGUGCUUUGAAUUGGGUCGAGUGCUAAUCCUCAGCUCAAAUAAUCUGUUCUUCAUUUCCCCAGAGCAAUUUAACGGCUAUGGAGAUAUUGCAUGCCUCAACCUCUCAAGAAAUGGCUUUUCAGCAGCACUUAAUGGCACAGAGUUCUCUUUGCUCCCUAAUCUGACAUACCUGGACCUGUCAUUCAAUAGGAUUGAUCUGGCCUAUGACAACGCCUUCAAAGAACUAAAGAAACUACAAGUACUAGACCUCAGUUACAACGAGCACUACUUUAAAGCAUAUGGUAUAACGCAUAAUUUAAAUUUUACAAAAAAUCUGCCUGUUCUGAGGGUGCUGAAUAUGAGUCAUAAUGCCAUUUCCACACUGACAACAAAACAGAUGUACAGCGAAUCAUUAUCAGAACUGCAGUUUACAGAUAAUAAUCUUGGGACUCUUUGGAAAGAAAGGGAUGGCUCAUACAAAAUGCUUUUCACUAAUCUCAUUAAUUUGACCAUUUUAGAUAUAUCCCAAAACCACAUUGCAAAGAUUCCUGUUGAUGUUUAUAAAUAUUUGCCACGUAACCUCACCAAACUACGUAUAAGCCAUAACGGGCUUGCUGACUUUAGAUGGGACUCGCUGAGGUAUUUCCAUCAACUUCAAAUUUUAGACCUGAGCUUCAAUUCUUUAUCUGACGUGACAGGUAUAAACUCAAACAUCACUCAGACUUUGACUUUUCUUGACCUGAAUCACAACCGUAUUUUCCAGUUGGACAAUGGAUUUAUAAAGGGUCCCAAAAGCCUUAAGACUCUUAGCCUUAGCAACAACAAACUGACCACCAUCAAUCAAUCCACCUUCCAGUCCAGACCUGAUAAUCAGAUUCAGACUUUGUUCUUGCAGGGAAACCCAUUCCAGUGUACCUGUGAUUUAUUAGAUUUCAUUCUAUGGAUUGAAAAAAGUGAAGUAAAUAUCCCGAGACUGACCACUAUGGUGACAUGUCACACACCAGCAAACCAGAAGGGUCAAGCACUGAUAUACUUUGACAUUAACCAGUGUGUAAAUGACAGUCAAGCAUUCCUGGUCUACAUUGUCACAACUUCCUUCAUUAUUGCUUUUAUGAUUGUGGCAACUGUUGCUCACUUAUUUUACUGGGACGCUUCCUAUGUAAUUCACUAUAUGAAAGCUAAGUUGAAGGGAUACAGAUCCUUGAGCUCACCAGACAGCGUUUAUGAUGUCUUUGUGACUUAUGACACCAGAGAUCCACAUGUCUCUGAGUGGGUGAUGAGAAAUCUGCGGUUGAAACUGGAGGAUGAAGGGGAGAAGCAUCUUCCUUUGUGUCUGGAGGAGAGGGAUUGGCCCCCAGGAGUCCCACUGGUGGAGAACCUCACUCAGAGCAUCCGAUACAGUCGCAAGACCCUUUUUGUCUUAACUGAGGACUAUGUUAAGACUGGGGUUUUCAAGCUGGCAAUGUAUCUAGCUCACCAAAGACUUCUGGAUGAAAAUUUGGAUGUGAUUGUGCUGCUGAUGCUGGAGCCUGUUCUGCAGCACUCUCACUUCCUGCGCCUGAGGAGGAGGCUGUGUGGGAAAAGUGUUGUAGAGUGGCCGAGAACAGCAGCGGCAGAGCCCUGGUUUUGGCAAAACCUUAGAAAUGUUGUCAGAGUAGACAAUCAGGUGAUAUACAACAAGACUUAUUCAAAGUACUUCUCCAGCAGGUGAAGCAAGAUAAAGAUCAGCGAUGACUGUCUGGGAGUAAUCUGUGAAUUUAUUAUAUGGACAAUGUUAUGUUUUGGAAACAUUGUUCUAUAGAAAUAAGUUUGUUCCUUCACAACUUUUAUCAAUAACUUUAUGGCUGGGACUUAAUAUAAGACAACUAACGAGAGUUUUGCUGGUACAGAUACAAUGACAGAUUACUGAAUCUCUUGUAAUUUGUGUGCAGAAUAAAUAAAUAAAUCCAUUUCAAUUAUGUGCCAUUUUGUAGAAGCAAAUGUUUCAAUCUGUUUUCUGGUCUCCGUCUAACCUAGAAAGUAUUUUUGUCGUCAACAUACAAAAGGGAAAUUGACUGUAUGAACAGAAUGCACUGUAGGUUACUUCAAUG
Seriola dumerili (greater amberjack) is the source of this 3925-nucleotide messenger RNA. Its product is annotated as toll-like receptor 8. Gene Ontology annotation, biological process: toll-like receptor signaling pathway; canonical NF-kappaB signal transduction; defense response to virus. Lineage: Eukaryota; Metazoa; Chordata; Actinopteri; Carangiformes; Carangidae. The transcript is spliced from 2 exons. Bases 457 to 3546 code for a protein of 1029 amino acids. The record is from RefSeq and is a predicted model, not a curated record. Gene Ontology annotation, molecular function: pattern recognition receptor activity; protein binding. Gene Ontology annotation, cellular component: plasma membrane.